AUGAACGGCGACCUCAGUCUCUCUCAGGCGCUAGGCGGCCUACGUAUCGCGAAUCCCGACGACUCGCCGAACCCCUCACAAGACACCUCUGCCGGGCUUGACGAUGCCCGGACAACAGGGAUAAGUCCCGGGCCCGGAGAUGCAGGGGCAGUAAAUCCACAGACUCCGCAUGCUGUUGACGGUCAGGAAACGCGCCGAGACUCCCCUUCGCGGCAAACGCACACUUAUGAAUCCGCUGCGGCGAUCCUUAAGGCUGCACAGAACAACCUGAAUGCUUCACGCGGUCUUGUUAGCCAAACAAACGCCACCAACGAUCCGGCGCUUACCGCGAGAUAUAGCUCGCAUCAGCCGACAAACGAAAGUCAGUCUCCCGGGGGAGGAACCCAGCCUGGUCAGAAUCGCAUGGCGGAGCAUGACCAGCCUGGGCCCCAUUAUGCUGGCCCGAGAAACGAGUUGUCACGUUCUUCUACGCGCGGAAAAAGGCCCGACCCCAGAACCGAGCAGCCCAGUCCAUCCAAUAAACCAUCGCGCGAGCCGAGUCGAUCCCACCACCCCGGCCGACCAGUUCCGGGCCAAUCCGGGAACGAUCCAAGCGGCAUGGCACCGCCGCGAAGAAGCUCCAGGGGCAUGGGGGUAGGGUAUGCUUCGAUUCCGGGGGUUCCGUAUGCGCCACCUAGCAGUCACGGGCCGGAUCCGCCACCGUUGGCGAGUAGCGAGGAGUGGAAGGAUCGAGGCGCCGCAGUUGCCCUAAGAAAAGAGGUCGAUGCCGAGGGAAGGACAAUCAUAAAAUCGGUCAAGAAGGGAGUCAGGGACUUCUCGUUCGGCAGGAUACUGGGCGAGGGCUCCUACAGUACCGUCUACCUUGCCACAGACCGCCAGACCCUCCGAGAGUAUGCUGUCAAGGUACUUGAGAAGAAGCACAUCAUCAAGGAAAAGAAGAUCAAGUAUGUCAACAUCGAAAAAAACACGCUGAACCGGCUUACAGAUCAUCCCGGUAUUGUGCGGCUUUACUAUACCUUUCAGGACGAGACGUCGCUCUACUAUGUAUUGGAUCUGUGCAACGGCGGGGAGCUGCUGGGGGUGCUGAAAAAAACGGGCACCUUUGACGUCGAGUGCACGAGAUUUUAUGGCGCCCAGAUUUUGGAUGCUAUUGCGUACAUGCAUUCGAGGGGCGUCAUCCACCGGGAUCUGAAGCCCGAGAAUGUGCUCCUCGAUGAUCAAAUGCAUGUCAAGAUUACGGAUUUUGGCACCGCCAAGUUGAUACCAGCACCGGGAGAAGAGGGGUCAGGACAAGGCGGCUCGCACGACGACGAAAGGAAUGCCUCUUUUGUGGGGACAGCCGAGUAUGUCAGCCCGGAACUCCUGACAGAUAAGUCGGCAGGGAAGCCAAGCGAUCUCUGGGCAUUUGGGUGCAUCAUAUACCAACUCCUUGUUGGUAGGCCACCCUUCAAGGGCGCUACCGAGUACCUAACCUUCCAGAAGAUUGUCAAUCUUGAGUAUGAGUUUCCGGCUGGAUUCCCCCCGGCAGCGCGCGAUCUUGUCGAGCGAUGUCUGGUGCUCGAUCCAGCGCGGCGUUUGACGGUCGAGCACAUUAGGAACCACGAGUUUUUUGACGGGCAGCAAUUCGGCAAGGAGCUUUGGAGGAUGAAGGCGCCGCGCCUGCGGCCCUACGUGCCGCCAACGCAGGAGUCUCACAUAAUACAGCUAAAUGGGGCAUCGGCAAGUCCCCCGAAGCCGAUUGCAACCUCCCGAGGACCUCAGGGACAAGCUAAUGGCUCACGACCCGCCAGGAUCAUCACGGAGCUGCCGCCGCCGACACAACUCGACAUUGAGUGGUCACCGGUACUGACGAGGAACAACGAGAGAAUAUUGAAGCUCGGCGACUUGAUGGUGAUAUCGUCACCGAUCCCGAACAGUCCACAUGGGAAGGGCGAAGGCGACGGCCACAAGAAGUUGUCCCGUUUCUUUGGCGGUAGCACAACCAAGAAGAGACAACGGCUCGUCAUGGUCACAUCAAGUGGACGUAUCGUGCUGUGCCCUGCCGGUGGGGACGAGAAGCGGGCCAAGCAGGAGAUUUCGCUGCUGGCGCCAGACUGCGUGUGGAGGAGCCAGUUAGACGCCAAGGGACAGAUGGUGUGGUGUGUCGACACGAACGGUGUACACUACACCUUCGAGGAGCCAAAGUCGUCACAAAGCGAGGGCGCAAAGUACUCGGUGGACGAGUGGCUCGAAUCGCUGGAGCGUGCGAAGGAUUUAGCCAUAUCACAAAACGUGGUCGGUUCGUACCCCAACGACAAUGGGUUUGGUGAUAUGUCAUCUUCAAUGUCGAGUCCGGCAAGCACUAUGGGGGGCAGGUCGAAUUUCCCCGAGGGGUUCAGCAUCAGCGACAGAUCCGGCCGCAAUCAGGUGAACAAGAGUCAGGCAAGCCUGGAGGACACCAACGUAAAGCGCAACCGCUUCAGCAAACGGCAGUCUAGGAACGGGUUGGGGGCGGCUUUUUGA
Canariomyces notabilis is the source of this 2502-nucleotide messenger RNA. Its product is annotated as Pkinase-domain-containing protein. The record is from RefSeq and is a predicted model, not a curated record. Gene Ontology annotation, molecular function: ATP binding; protein serine/threonine kinase activity. The transcript is spliced from 2 exons. NCBI's taxonomy places the organism in Eukaryota, Fungi, Ascomycota, Sordariomycetes, Sordariales, Chaetomiaceae. Gene Ontology annotation, biological process: peptidyl-serine phosphorylation; intracellular signal transduction. The coding region runs from base 1 to 2502 and encodes 833 amino acids.